Chionomys nivalis (European snow vole) is the source of this 1666-nucleotide messenger RNA. RefSeq names its product heterogeneous nuclear ribonucleoproteins C1/C2-like. Gene Ontology annotation, molecular function: RNA binding. Gene Ontology annotation, cellular component: nucleus. Lineage: Eukaryota; Metazoa; Chordata; Mammalia; Rodentia; Cricetidae. The transcript has 2 exons. The record is from RefSeq and is a predicted model, not a curated record. The coding region runs from base 314 to 1381 and encodes 355 amino acids.
GACCCUCAGCAGUAGCGGCCGUCUCUUCCUCCUCCUUCCUCCCGGGCAGCAAGGCGAACCCCAUCCUUACUCACUGGAGCUCAGCUUUGAUUUUUAACUUCCCUUCCCCACCCUUCCAGAACACACACAUUCCAUUCCAAAAUUGAUUUUAUAAAGACAUUUUAAACAUAAUGAUGCAACUUGGUGUGCACUACAGCAAAUAUACAGUGAGAUUUUUUUGAUCUUCAGCUACACCAUCUUCCUACUGUUUCCCUUGAAAUCCCAUCCUGCUUUUCCUGUACACUACCCCUCACAAACCACAAGCCGCAGCAACAUGGAUGCCCAGCCCGGAGCAGCAUCAGCCAGGAUGACCUGGAGCCGGGGGGGCCUUCGGAACAGAUAUACACCCUUCCUGGGUGAUGUUUCAGCUUUGCGAGAAACUUUAUCAACAAAGAAGAUGGCCAGCAACGUUACCAACAAGACAGAUCCCCGAUCCAUGAAUUCCCGUGUAUUCAUUGGGAAUCUCAAUACUCUUGUGGUCAAGAAGUCUGAUGUGGAGGCAAUCUUUUCAAAGUAUGGCAAAAUUGUGGGUUGCUCUGUGCAUAAGGGCUUUGCCUUUGUCCAAUAUGUUAACGAAAGGAAUGCCCGGGCCGCUGUAGCUGGAGAGGAUGGCAGAAUGAUAGCUGGCCAGGUUUUAGAUAUUAAUCUGGCUGCAGAGCCAAAAGUGAACCGAGGGAAAGCAGGUGUGAAACGAUCUGCAGCGGAGAUGUACGGGUCAGUACCAGAACACCCUUCUCCGUCCCCUCUACUCAGUUCCUCAUUUGAUUUGGACUAUGACUUUCAACGGGAUUAUUAUGACAGGAUGUACAGUUACCCAGCACGUGUUCCUCCUCCUCCUCCUAUUGUUCGAGCGGUGGUGCCUUCUAAACGCCAACGUGUUUCUGGAAACACCUCUCGGAGGGGCAAAAGUGGAUUCAAUUCGAAGAGUGGACAACGGGGCUCUUCUUCCAAAUCCGGAAAAUUGAAAGGUGAUGACCUUCAGGCCAUUAAGAAGGAGCUGACUCAGAUAAAACAAAAAGUGGAUUCUCUGCUGGAAAGCCUGGAAAAAAUUGAAAAAGAACAAAGCAAACAAGCAGACUUGUCCUUCUCCUCCCCAGUAGAGAUGAAGAAUGAGAAGUCGGAGGAGGAGCAGAGCAGUGCCUCUGUGAAGAAAGACGAGACGAAUGUCAAGAUGGAGUCUGAGGCUGGCGCAGAUGACUCUGCUGAGGAGGGCGACCUGCUGGAUGACGAUGACAAUGAGGAUCGAGGGGAUGAUCAGCUGGAACUGAUCAAGGACGAUGAAAAAGAAGCUGAGGAAGGAAAGGAUGACAGAGACAGCGCCAAUGGGGAGGAUGACUCCUAAGCACAUAGCGGAGUUUAGAGAUCUUAUCCUGUUAUUAUUCAUUUACCUAGGCGCUUGUGAGAGAUGGAAGUAACACCAGAUCCUCUCCCCUAGUGUCUUCAGCACAGUCUCACUGUUCACCCUCUCCCUUUCCUGUGUUCAUUGAUUCAUAAUUGCCUUGCGCCUAGUUCCAUUCUCACUUCCUUUGAUGCUCCUUAGUAGUUUUGUUAAGUCUUACCCUGUAAGUUUUGCUUUUAAUUUUGAUACCUCUUUGACUUAACAAUAAAAAGAUGUAUGGUUUUUAUC